CCUCCCUAGAAGAUACUCCUACUGAGUGCUGCUGUUCAGGACUGAAGCGCAGACGGGGACAGUCCGACGGGAGCAGAAACAAGAAGAAAGAAUGUAAAAUUUCCCACCAGAAAUAAAACUUGAAGAAUAUCAUCACAGUGAUGGAUGGCAGAGAUGUUGUGGCGAUGUGGGAAGGGUUGGCGAGUCGUGAUGCUGCCUCCAGAGACGCAGCCAUGGAGAGUCUUCAGCAGGAGAUGAUGAGGAGAGUGGAGAGUAUAGGACCCCUCCCGGAGACCCCCUGCUCUUCUUCAGCCAGUCACCUCAAUCGUGUACUGGCUCGCAUCCUCAUGCUGUCCAAGAGAUGUCCAUAUGGUGACGUGAGGGAGAAAUGCAUCUGGCUGCUGAGGAGCAUCCAGGACAUUGGAGUGCGAAUCCCCAGACCACUGGGAAACGGACCAAGUAGAUUCAUCCCAGAGAAAGAGAUCCUUCAAGUGAGCAAAGUGGAUGCCAGAACGCAAUCCAUAUUUGAGGAGGCCUUUUCCCUUGGUCACCUUGAUAACAUCUCCCUGGUAAUGGGCUUCCACCCUCAGUAUCUGGAGAGUUUCCUGAGGACACAGCAUUACCUGCUUCAGAUGGAUGGGCCCUUAUCCCUGCACUACAGGCAUUACAUUGGCAUAAUGGCUGCUGCCAGGCACCAGUGUUCAUAUUUGGUCAACCUGCACGUGAAUGAUUUUCUGCAAGUUGGGGGAGACCCCAAGUGGCUGAACGGUCUUGAAGGAGCCCCACAGAAGCUGCAGGCACUUGGAGAGCUUAACAAGAUUUUGGCACACCGGCCGUGGUUGCUCACCAAAACACACAUUGAGAGUCUACUGAAGGCUGAGGAGAAUAGCUGGUCUUUGGCGGAGCUGAUCCAUGCUGUAGUGCUGCUUACACACUACCACUCGCUGGCCUCAUUUACCUUCGGCUGUGGGAUCACCCCAGACAUCCACACCGACGGAGGACACACUUUCAGACCCCCUUCCCUCAGCGGUUACUGUGUGUGUGAUAUCGCCAACGGCAAUGGGGCUCUAGAGGAGAUGCUGGGAAACCAACAGGUUGCAGAAGUGUCAGGGGAGGUUGAAGUGCUGAUGGAGAGGAUGAAGCAGCUCCAGGAGUGUCGUGAUGAAGAGGAGGCCAGUCAAGAGGAAAUGACCACACGUUUUGAGCGGGAAAAGACUGAGAGCAUGCUAGUGGCCACAGCUGAGGACGAGGAGUGCGUGCCAUCCAGAGAUGUGUCGCGGCACUUCGAGGACCCCAGCUAUGGCUACCAAGACUUCUCUAGAAGAGGAGAGCAUGUGCCUACCUUCAGAGUCCAGGACUACAGUUGGGAAGACCAUGGCUUCUCCUUGGUGAACCGGCUGUAUCCGGACGUUGGCCAGCUGCUCGACGAGAAGUUCCAGAUUGCAUAUAAUCUGACCUACAACACCAUGGCCACACACCAGGGUGUGGACACUUCCAUGCUCCGCCGAGCCAUCUGGAACUACAUUCAUUGCAUGUUUGGUAUCAGAUAUGAUGAUUAUGAUUAUGGGGAGAUCAAUGAGCUGUUGGACCGCAGCUUUAAAGUCUACAUUAAGACUAUGGUGUGUAGCCCCGAGAAGACCACCAAGAGGAUGUACGAGAGUUUCUGGAGGCAGUUCCAGCACUCUGAGAAGGUUCAUGUUAAUUUGCUUCUUAUGGAAGCGCGCAUGCAGGCAGAACUGCUCUAUGCUCUAAGAGCUAUCACUCGCUACAUGACAUGAAGUGCUAUUAUAGUUUGUUCUUGUAUUUUUACUGUUGUUGUUGUUGCUUUCGUGGGACAAUUCAAUAAAAGUAAAAACAACAAAAAAAAGGAAAAACAAAAACAAAAGGAAUGGUGAAGAGGCCAAACGUGGAGGAUGAGGAGGAUCAUCAUCUUCGUGGUGGAUGUCAUAAGAAGGAAAAAAAAACACAAGAGAAGAAAUCUGAGCGCACUUGCUGACUGAAAUGUGUGGUUGCUCGGCCUGCAGUGCCAAAGCCCGCCAUGGGGGGGUGUGUUGGCUUACCCUCCGCAUUGGGACAGCCUGAGACUGCAAGCCAAUGGAGGCCAGCCCUCCUCCUAGUGUUUCAUAUGCAUCUGCAAUAAGAUGCUACUCAAUCAUAUCUUCUUUUUUUGUGAAAGGAAAAAUAUAUCACAACUCCAGUAUCAGUGCAGACAGACUGCACUAACAUGCCUAUUAUCGUUUUUGUUUUCAUAUCAUUUUUGUAGUGCAGGUGACUGGAGAGAAGAGCAUUAUUGAAGCUGCAUAAAUGUGUGCCUAGUUAUGAACAGCACUGGAGAUGAACACAGAGGUGCUGUCUGUUAAUGCUGCUUUUCUCAACUGAGAGGCACAGGCCUCCAAACACCCAAACCAUAACCCAUUUAAUAAGCUAACUUGAGGACGUUUGUGAUGGAGAGGAUGCGACUGGGAGUGAGAAGUAAUGUGUGUAUGUGUGACAGUGUGCGUGUGUGCGCACAUGGGAGGGAUAUUCAAAAGAAAUAGCUGUCUGAGCCCUUUUUUUGGUUUACUGUAA
Pygocentrus nattereri (red-bellied piranha) is the source of this 2547-nucleotide messenger RNA. It is a transcript of the gene sesn1, whose product is annotated as sestrin 1. Bases 141 to 1757 code for a protein of 538 amino acids. Gene Ontology annotation, biological process: regulation of response to reactive oxygen species; positive regulation of macroautophagy; negative regulation of TORC1 signaling. NCBI's taxonomy places the organism in Eukaryota, Metazoa, Chordata, Actinopteri, Characiformes, Serrasalmidae. Gene Ontology annotation, molecular function: L-leucine binding; oxidoreductase activity, acting on peroxide as acceptor. The record is from RefSeq and is a predicted model, not a curated record. Gene Ontology annotation, cellular component: nucleus. The transcript has 11 exons.